AUGCCCCCGCUGCCGGGCGAAGAGCGUGCGCUGACGGUCUUUGCCGAUAUCCAUUAUUAUUUCACAGCUCCGACUCCCAAGCCUCUUCAUCAUCGAUUUGAUAAGGGCUCCUAUCUAUAUCUUUAUCACAAUGCGGUGCAGCGUAAGACGAGGAUUGAAGUAGCGAAUAAUCCUGGAACUCGUGAUCAAGAUGCAUUUAAUGGCGCUCUGGAUCAGGUCUAUCUGCGCCAUUCCACCCAGUUUCCAACGCUGUGUACACUAAUCGUGGACGGCCGUCCACCAUCACAGGGCGCGCAGGCGUUCCCUCCACCAGCAAAUGCCAGUCCUCAUGAAUGGCUAUUACCAAGCACUGAUCCGCGUGGCGAGGACAAGGAACUACGUUUGCACACGCUGGACAUCUACUUUUGGACUUCAGAUGAUGCGGAUAAUUUCCUCAACCUGAUGGAAAAUUAUUUGUCUCCCCCGCAGAUCGAGACAGACAGGCAUCCAUAUCCGCCUCCACCUCAGGCUUCAGUCAGUACAGUUGUGCAACAACUAGAAAACGUGGCCAUCACAGAUCCGGCGUACCAGAACGGGCAGACUCGUAACUCUCAAUCAGAACCUACACCUAGCUCCCCGCCCCCUACCCAGACGUUCUCAAUACCAAGCAAUCUUCCUCCUCCACCCCCGCUUGGUGGUCCACCCACCACAGCACAGAAGACGACCAAUGGCACUCCGCCUGCUACAGAAGAAAGAAACGACCCCGCCCAAUAUACACCUCUACCAUAUAACCCUGCGGCACCGGCCGCGCCUGAACCAAUUCAAGUUCGGGAGAAGACCCCCCCUCCAAUCGACGGCGGAGAUGGAACCGGACUUGCAGCAGCAGCAGCAGUAGACAGUGGAGCACCGUUCACACCACCAUCCCAGAUCACCGGCGGAGGAGGUUUUGCAUCUCCCCCAACCAGUCAAGGGCUCCCAUACACUAUGCCUGGAAGCUACGCAUCACCACCACCGAGCGCCGGCCUAACGCAUUCCGGGUCGUUCUCGUCUCGGUCGUCUAUUCAGAGUCCGCCCAGCAUCCCAUCCUAUACACCAUCAUUCCUUGCGGGGGUAGGCGGGGGUCACCAAUCUAACUCCCACCAGCCAGUCACUAUGUCAUUUGCUCCGCCUCCUAAGGAUCCCAAUGCCCAUCUUUACGGUCAGACCCAGAAUUUAUAUGGCGGCCAGCCUCAAAUUCAACCGGCGUCUCCACCGCCACCCCCGAUUGGCGGCUACUCAAACUACUCGUAUGAUAAGGUAGCCGUACAGCAACCAGUGGCAAAUGAUUACGACAUCCACAGGCAGCUGUACCGGCCCACUGAAGCAGAGGUCAAUUCACAUUCUCAGAAAAUAGCUCAGAAGUCAAUACAAAACCCCGGCCGGCCCCGGAAUUUGGAGGAAAGAGCCCACAGAAUGGAGAGCAGUGUGAAUAGGUUCUUAAAGAAAUUGGAGAAAAAGAUCUGA
This is a messenger RNA of Aspergillus oryzae RIB40, 1482 nucleotides long. RefSeq lists its product as uncharacterized. The record is from RefSeq and is a predicted model, not a curated record. The transcript is spliced from 3 exons. Lineage: Eukaryota; Fungi; Ascomycota; Eurotiomycetes; Eurotiales; Aspergillaceae. The coding region runs from base 1 to 1482 and encodes 493 amino acids.